This is a messenger RNA of Oncorhynchus kisutch (coho salmon), 7258 nucleotides long. It is a transcript of the gene trim62.1, whose product is annotated as tripartite motif containing 62, tandem duplicate 1. The record is from RefSeq and is a predicted model, not a curated record. Gene Ontology annotation, molecular function: zinc ion binding; protein binding. The coding region runs from base 364 to 1863 and encodes 499 amino acids. The transcript has 6 exons. Lineage: Eukaryota; Metazoa; Chordata; Actinopteri; Salmoniformes; Salmonidae.
AUUGUUCUAUCUGUGUUGCUGUAUUCCAUUCCUUCCUGAAAGGGACCUGAGCAGAAAUUCAGGAGUUGUGCUUGUCACUGUGACAACAGUGCCGUGAGUGAGGUUGUCUGAAAUGAUUUAUUUGAUGUGGAGCAGUCUUCUUCGAUUGUUUUGUUAAAGGUCAGACAGGGUCGCGUUGAAAGCACCCUGAUUUGAAGUAACCUUACCAAAGGAGACUUCCUAAGGAAAAUCAAGAGUGGCCAAGAUUCUGAAGUGGGUGUCAAAGAACUGCCAGUCAAGAGUUGAUCUCACAAGCCAGAACAUUGUCUUAAAAAAAGUAUAGCCAGUGUGCAGUUAAAUGCAGCUCAACCUCUGUGUUUGCAAAUGGCUUGCUGUCUGAAGGAUGAGCUCCUGUGUUCCAUCUGCCUGAGUAUCUACCAGGACCCUGUCAGUUUUGGCUGUGAGCACUAUUUCUGCCGAAAGUGCAUCACUGAGCACUGGAGCAGACAGGAGCCCCACGGUGUACGAGACUGUCCUGAGUGCAGGAGGACCUUCGCAGACCCUCUUCUCUCCCCAAGCCUCAAGCUGUCCAACAUCGUGGAGCGCUACUCAGCCUUCCCGCUGGACGCCAUCCUCAACGCGCAGAGGAGCUCCUAUCCCUGCAAGGACCACGAGAAGGUCAAGCUUUUCUGCCUCAGCGACAAGAGCCUGGUGUGUUUCUUCUGUGACGAGCCAGCCUUACACGAGCAGCAUCAGGUCACCACUAUUGACGAGGCCUACGAGGAGAUACAGAGGGAGAUGAAGGAGCAGCUGGCCACUCUGCAGGACAGUGAGAAGGGACACACCGAGGCCUUGAAGCUACUGCAGAGACAACUCACUGAGACCAAGUCGUCGGCCAAGGGCCUGCGUGCGACCAUCGGCGAGGCAUUUGAACGCCUGCAGCGGUUCCUGCGAGAGCGCCAGAAGGCCAUGCUGGAGGAGCUGGAAACGGACACGGCGCGCACCCUCUCCGACAUCGAGCACAAGAUCCAGCGCUUCAGCCAGCAGCUGCGUGACGUCAAGGAGGGCAUCGGCAUCCUGCAGGAGCGCCUCAACGAGACGGGACGCCACGACUUCCUGGAGGGCGUGGCCCUCACCUCCGAGAGGUGCUCUGCUUACUGUCUGACUGACCUUGGAUCAGCUCUUCUUCCAAAAAGCCACAGUCCUAAACUUUUGAUAAAAGGAAAGAUACAUGAGACCAAUCUAACAUAUGAAGAUUUCCCGACCUCCAAGUACAUGGGGCCCCUGCAGUACACAAUAUGGAAGUCUCUCUUUCAGGAUAUUUCACCAGUGCCAGCAGCUUUGACCUUAGACCCCAUCACAGCCCACCAGAGACUCAUCCUAUCAGAUGACUGCACCAUCGUAGCCUAUGGUAACCUGCACCCCCAGCCCCUGCAGGACUCCCCGCGGCGCUUCGACGUGGAGGUGUCUGUGCUGGGGGCCGAGGGCUUCGGCUCCGGGGUGCACUACUGGGAGGUGAUGGUGUCAGAGAAGACCCAGUGGAUGAUCGGCGUGGCCAACGAGACGGUCAGCCGCAAGGGCAGCAUCCAGAUCCAGCCCAGCCGCGGCUUCUACUGCGUCGUCAUGCACGACGGCAACCAGUACAGCGCCUGCACCGAGCCCUGGACCCGUCUCAACGUCAAGAGCAAGCUGGAGAAGGUGGGCGUGUACCUGGACUACCCCAAGGGCCUGCUGGUGUUCUACAAUGCUGACGACAUGUCCUGGCUGUACACCUACAGGGAGAAGACUUUCCCGGCCAAGCUCUGCCCCUACUUCAGCCCCGGGCAGAGCCACGCCAAUGGCAAGAACGUCCAGCCGCUGAGAAUCAACACUGUGCGUCUAUAAGAGCCACACACAGGGUCACUCUACAGAUCGGCUCGCUCACCUCAACCCUCCCUGAGGAUAGGAUACCAACGAUGAUGACGUAACUAAGAUCCUAAAGACGGCUCGUUUUUUUAAAUGAUGAGAGAGGGGGGGGGGACAGGGUGUUUGACUAUGAAAUGUUUAAAAAAAUAUAUAUAGUUCUGGUGUUCUUUCCGGGUCUCUGUUUUUGUCUUGCCUGUCGGUGUGGCUCCUCACUGAUCUCACCAGGGAGGGACUAUGUGGACAUUGCUGCAGCAUCAUGGUUUCAACUGGAGCCCCGGUUAGCUUCUUCAGGGGUGGAAGGAUAGAGAGACCCCCCGCUCCCCCAAGCCCCUCUGUCUGCAUAGAUGACGUCAUCGCACCGUGGUUUCAUAGUGGGAUCUCUGUGCUGUGACUGAGGCCCACCUUGAACAGGCCCAUGGGCUCUGCUCUCCUUCCAAGGCUCCAGACUGACUGACAGACGGCUGCUCGGUCUGUAUCUCUCAGCAGCCAGACAUUUUGAAACCGGGGGCCACCUUUCUGUUAGGCUUGUUUGCGGAAUAUUUCUGACAACGCUCUGCUCCUUUUUUCUUUGGCACAGAUCGCAGUUGUGAGCGAAAGCCUAUCGGUGUAGCAGUGAGUGCUGUUCCAUGUCCUCCCCGGUGAACCUGUACACUUUACUGAUGGAAAUGAUGUCGCAUCUCUUGAUUCCUUUCCCUCAGGACACACGUCCAGUUUUCCACAGUCGACACUUUCGAGUCAGUCCAAGUGCUGGACGUGGCUGAAACUCGUCAUUUGACAACGGCAGCCUCGUGGUCUGUGUGCUCUAGUGAUGGUCACUCUGUGCGUGGUCACUGUUGUGGUGCUUGCUGUCCUCACCCUUCCCUCGUUUCCCUACACCUCUCUGUCUCGUUUGGGGUUCCUGGAGAGGUUGUGUGUGUGUGUGUGUGUGUGUGUGGCAUGAAAAUGUGUUUCGCUGUGCAAGUGGGGAACUCUCUUCCCCCCCACCGGGUGGUUUCUGUUGGGUUCUUCCAUUCCAGCAUGAGAGCUCUACUCUACCUGGCAUGUACCUAUGUUACAUAUUUGUUUGUACUUUUAUUUUUAGCAGGUUAGUCUCGUUUUGAGAUGAACAUUCUCUUUUGCAAGAGAGAUCUGGCCAAAAUAGCAGUACACAAAGUUGCAGACACGUUUACAAAAUAAAACAAAGCACUACAGUUGGAAAAAAAGUGUGGUGCAACUAGGGACCGCAACCCCCCCUCCUAAUUUGUCUGCUGGACAAUGUAGUUACAGAAGCGUACAUGUACAAAAAAUCGCCAUCAUUGAUUAUAGCCACGAAAAUAGCCUCUUCCUGACCUCAAAAGAAAAACCCAACUUAAGCCCAAGACAUUCGAUGUGGGGUUUUGAAAGUGAGACGCUCAUCUAUCUAGAAACCCAAGUUCUUGUAAGUUGCUACUCUGACUAUAUGUGGAAGAGGUGAUGUUUUUAUUUGUGAAAACCAUAACUUUGUCUUGUCAUUUAAAAUCAACUUCAGCUGACAGCUUAGUUAGGACAAUUGAUGACAUAACAUCAAACUGAACACACUGAGUUCUAUCUGAUAGUUAACCUUUGAAUCAUGAGACUGCCCGAUCAGAUGAUCCUAUCCAAGUCUUUGCAACGCGUCAUGAUCAACGCCGUCGAAUGCCUUUUUGACAGCUCGAUGAAAAGGGAGACGGUGCCGUUUCUCGCCCCGUGGCAUCAAUAAUAUCAUGAACAACUUUUGUUGCUGCAGUAGAAGAGCCAUGCUGUUUUCUGAAACCUCCAUUGGAACAUAGAUCAAACGUCAUUGACACACAAACCUGUGGAUUCCAUCUCCCUGCCUCAUCCCUCCCUCGACGUUGACAUUAUAGGUGUGAGAGGUUAAUCAGAAUAAAUGAAUCUUGACUUCUGCUCAAUUACAGUUAGCCUAUGGGGCAGAGACCACUGACAACUCGAGCAGCAUGACGCUGGAAUUAAUGAGCUCUGGAAGGUCUUUAAUCAUUCUCUCUUUCUACACCAAAUGCAACAAUUUCAUAUAUUUUUGUUCCGUGUAGUUUAAUAACAUUAAGGAUAUGAAAAUGGCCAAAGAAAGCGAUAUUACAGUACAUUAUUAUACUGCCUUGGACUGGACUGUUGGCAUCUUGUUGGCAAUGUUACAUUUAGUUCCAUAAGGCUGUUGCAGUGUAAACAUAACACACCAAUAUAUAUUCUCUGAGGCCCAGGUAUGUGUUGGCUUCUCUGCCCCAUAUGCACCAAGAGCUCUUGUUAUUUCCUGGUUUAAGAUGAGAGCUCUUGUCUCUUAACCAAGUCCAGCAUUGAGAGAGCCUAGAGCCAGGGGGCGGGCUGUCUGUAUGUUAGUGUGUGCUCAUGUUGCUGGGAUAUAUGCAGUUUCUUCAGAAAGUAUUCAUGCCCAUUGACAUAUUCCACAUUGUGUUAGUCUGAAUUUACUUUUUUUUUUUAAGUUUUCCCUCACGAUCUACACACACUACUCCAUAAUGACAAAGUGAAAACAUGUUUUUAGAAAUGUUUGCAAAUUUAAUGAAAAUGAAAUACAGAUAUCAUUUGCGUAAAUAUUUACACCUGAGUCAACUACAGUUGAAGUCGGAAGUUUACAUACACCUUAGCCAAAUACCUUUCAACUCAGUUUUUCACAAUUCCUGACAUUUAAUCCUAGUAGAGCUGGUAUAACUAGGUUAGUAGAUCUCCUUGCUCGCACAUGCUUUUUCAGUUCUGCCCACAAAUGUUCUAUAGGAUUGAGGUCAGGACUUUGUGAUGGCCACUCCAAUACCUUGACUUUGUUAUCCUUAAGCUAUUUUGCCACAACUUUGGAAGUAUGCUUGGGGUCAAUGUCCAUUUCCGACCAAGCUUUAACUUCGUGACUGAUGUCUUGAGAUGUUGCUUCAAUAUAUCCAUGUAAUUUUCCUGCCUCAUGAUGCCAUCUAUUUUGUGAAUUGCACCAGUCCCACCUACAGCAAAGCACCCCCACAACAUGAUGCUGAUGCCCCCGUGCUUCACGGUCGGGAUGGUGUUCUUCGGCUUGCAAGCCUCCCCCUUUUUCCUCCAAACAUAACGGUGGUCAUUAUGGCCAAACAGUUAUAUUUUUGUUUCAUCAGACCAGAGGACAUUUAUCCAAAAAGUACGAUCUUUGUCCCCAUAUGCAGUUGCAAACCAUAGUCUUGCUUUUUAUGGCAGUUUUGGAGCAGUGACUUUUUCCUUGCUGAGUGGCCUUUCAGGUAUAGGACUCGUUUUACUGUGAAUAUAGAUACUUUUGUACCUGUUUCCUCCAGCACCUUCACAAUGUCCUUUGCUGUUGUUCUGGGAUUGAUUUGCACUUUUCGCACCAAAGUAUGUUCAUCUCUAGGAGACAUCUCCUUCCUGAGCGGUAUGAUGCCUGAGUGGUCAGAAGCUUCUAAAGCCAUGACAUAAUUUUCUGGAAUUUUCCUAUCUGUUUUAAAGGCAGUCAAUUCAGUGUAUGUAAACUUCUGACCCACUGGAAUUGUGAUACAGUGAAAUAAUCUGUCUGUAAACAAUUGUUGGAAAAAUUACUUGUCAUGCACAAAUUAGAUGUCCUAACCGACUUUCCAAAACUAUAGUUUGUUAACAAGAAAUUUGUGGAGUGGUUGAUAAACGAUUUUUAAUGACUCUAACCUAAGUGUAUGUAAACUUCUGACUUCAACUGUAUGUAGAAGCACCUUUGGCUGCGACCUUUUUAGGUAAGUCCAUAAGAGCUUUCCACCCCUAGAUUGUGCAACAUUUUCCCAUUUUAUUAUUUUAAAAAGUAUUCAAGCUCUGUCAAAUUGGUUGUUGAUCAUUGCUAGACAAUCAUUUUCAGGUCUUGACAUCGAUUUUCAAGUAGAUUUAAGUCAAAACUGUAACUCGGCACAUUCACUGUCUUCUUGGUAAGCAACUCCAUUUGGCCUUGUGUUUUAAGUUAUUGCCCUGCUGAAAAGUGAAGUAAUCGCCCAGUGUCUGGUGGAAAGCAGAUUUGAGACAGGUUUUCCUCAAGGAUUUUGCCUGUACUUGGCUCCAUUCCAUAGAUUUUUUUAUCCUGAAAACCUCCUCAGUCCUUAACGAUUACAAGCAUACCCAUAACAUGAGGCAGCCACCACCUAUUUAAAAUUACGGCCUACCCUGGACGACCAAAUCACGACCGGAUAUGAUACAGCCUGUAUUCAUUGCAAAAAUGUUAUUGCUUUACCACAUUUUUUGCAGUAUUACUUUAGUGCCUUGUUGCAAACAGGAAGCUAGUUUUUGAAUAUUUUUUUAUUCUUUACAGACUUCCCUCUUUUCACUCAGUCAAUUAUGUUAGUAUUGUGAAGUAAUUGUUGUUUAUCCAUCCUCAGUUUUCUCCUAUCACGGCCAUUACACUCUGUAAUUGUUUUCCUCUCCGGCAGCGGAGUUAGGAAGGACGCCUGUAUCUUUGUAGUGACUGGGUGUUUUUAUACACCAUUCAAAGUGAAUUAAUAACUCCACCAUGCUUAAAGGGAUAUUCAGUGUCUUUUUUUUUUUUUUUUUACCCAUCUAACAAUGGGUGCGAGCUAUUCUUUGCGAGGCAAUGGAAAACCUCCCUGGUCUUUAUGGGUGAAACUGUCUGAAAUUCACUGCUCGACUGAAGGACCUUACAGAUAAUUGAAUGUGUGGGUUACAGAGAUGAGGUAGUCAUAAAAAAAACACUUAUUGCACACAGUGACUGUGACUUGUGAAGCCAAUUUCUAUUCCUGAACUUAUUUAGGCUUACCAUAACAAAGCGGUUGAAUACUUAUUGACUCAAGACAUUUCAGCUUUUCAGUUGUAAUUAAUUUGGAGAAAUGUCUCAAAACAUAAUUUCACUUUGAUAUUGUGGGUAGGCCAGUGACACAAAAACGUCUCAAUUUAAUACAUUUUUAAAUUCAGGCGCUGUAACAUUUGGGAAAAAGUCAAGGGGUGUGAAUACUUUUCUGAAGGCACUGUAUGUUCUGGCCUCUUGUCUGUGAGGUGCAGUGAUAAAAGAUCCCCCUAUAUCCCUGCUCUUGCAUCCGUGUGUCUGUGUGUGUCUUGUCUGUGUUUUCCACUUUAAAGAACUGGGGCAGUGCCCUGCUUUGUUGGAUGCGUUGUUGGUGUGUUCUGAUGACUAUGUGCAGUAUGAUGCAGAUCCCUGUGGGGUCUAAUAAAAGCAAGACUGCUGUCCGGUGAUAUGGAUAAGAAGUAGAAAGAUGAUUAUUGUGGGGUGGUGGUGGGUAACUGGUAUUGGUGGUGGUGAUGAUUUAUAAUACCACUUUUAAUGAUUGUGUCGGGAUGUUGGUGGCUGUGCAACCAUCAUUGUGCGAACCCACACUGGUGUGCUUGUUACCCGUGGUUCCUGAGAAAUGUUUUAAUGUACAAUUAAAGAGUGGCAAAAAAACAA